AUGAUAUUCGCAUUGUUGUCUCAAUUGGGAUUCGCAUACGCGCAUAGACAAAAUCCGGAACUGAUUACUAAUGAUACAUGGCCUGGUGUUAUAGGAUCGAUAAAAACAAAUUCAGUAGUCCAAUAUGAUACUAAUUUUAAAAAAGUAAAAGCAUGGGGGUUACCUGCAUUGGCACCACGCCCUGGAAAACGUCAAGCAUACUUCGAUUAUAGGCCUGUGGAACGUUUCAAACUGUUUUUAGGAAACCUUCCAGAUUCAGAAAAGCCUAAAUUACCCGAAAAUUUAGACUACAAAAAAUUAAUAAAAGAUACCAUCAAUACUCGAUGGCCGAAUGUUGAUUUCUUUGAAAAUGUUUUAAUUGUUUUCACCAUUCCUGCCGAAUACCCUGAACAAUCCAAAAUGAUAUUGAGGGAGUGCAUUUAUAAUGCUAAAUUGAUUAACCAUCCGACCUCGGAAAAAUUACAAUUCUCUACUGAACCCGAAGCAGCAGCUAUAUAUUGCUUGAGUGUAUUGAAUGAAUAUUUCCUUAUAGAAGAUGGAACUUCUUUUCUAGUCGUCGAUUGUGGUGGUGGUACAGUAGAUCUUACAACAAGAAAGUUAUUACCAGACAAACGAUUAGGCGAAAUUACUGAACGUACCGGUGAUUUUUGUGGCAGUACAUUUAUUGAUAAUGAAUUUAUCAAAUUUAUGAAAUUUAAAGUCGGUGAAUCUGCAAUGGACUUAUUGGAGAAGCAGCGAUAUAGUCAAUUACAAUACAUGGUUCAAGAAUUUUGUCGACGUGUCAAAAUUCCAUUUACUGGUGAUGAGAAAGAUUUCAAAGUUAUCGAAUUUGAUAUAGAAGAUGUAUGUCCAGCGUUGAAGCAAUACAUAACUGGUAGAGAAAAAGAAAUUUUAGAAAAUGAUGAUUGGAUAAUUGAAUUAACGUUUGAAAAUGUUAAGGCGAUGUUUGAUCCUGUCAUCAAAAAGAUUAUUCAAUUAAUCUCAGGACAACUUAGAGCUGGAGGUGCAUGUACUGCAAUGUUCCUGGUUGGUGGAUUUAGUGAAUCAAAAUAUCUUCAAUCAAUGAUCAAAAAUACAUUCAGUUUCAUUAAAAACAUCUCAGUACCUAAACAACCUCAAGCUGCUAUAGUACGUGGUGCUUUACAAUAUGGGCUCAGAAUGGAUGUAAUAAAAACUCGGGUUCUAAAAUAUACUUAUGGCAUAGAAAUAGAAAGUUUAUUCAAUGAAGCAAUAGACCCUGAGUAUUUAAGGGUCGAUGGUCAUUAUAUCUAUAAAUUUUAUCGAUUAGCAGAAAGAGGUCGACAAGUUGGUGUUGAUGAAUCAUUUAGUAAUAUAUUUCGGCCAUUAGAACAUACCACAAAAUUACGAUUUUCCUUAUAUAUUUCAACCAAUUUAAACGAAACUUAUUGUGGAGGGUUGGAAAAGUUGGGUGAACUUACAAUCGAUAUGCCAGAUACACAUUUAGGAAAAGAAAGACCGGUAGAAUUUAGAUUAAUGUUUGGACGGAUGGAGAUUACUGCCACCGCUAGAAACCAAGUAACUGGUCAAGAACAUAAUGCUAGUUUUAAAUUAGAGUUGUAA
Molecule: messenger RNA, 1581 nt
Organism: Dentiscutata heterogama
Lineage: Eukaryota; Fungi; Glomeromycota; Glomeromycetes; Diversisporales; Gigasporaceae
Source: the annotation of a GenBank genome assembly